CAUUGCCUGUUGCCCUGGCAGGCACUUCAGCUAGUAAAUCCAAUUAGCACUACACUACACUACACUACACAACACACACACACACAAAUAUCUCUCGAAGGGCGUUGCGACUUAGCUUUAAUCCCUAACUUAACUUUAUAUUCUUUUUUAUGCGCUUACAGACACGCAGCAGCGACAGCGACAGCGACGCCAGUCAAGAUGUCGGAUCAGCAGCGUGCCUCGUUAUGUCCAAGGCUAGUGGAUUAUAUGGCCAUUGUGGGCGCCCAUACCACGCCACCCAUGCCCAAGGGCAUGCCAGCGAGCAAGGCGCCACCAGUGCAGGUGCCUGACCUACUGCGUCGCUAUCCACCCUCAGAUCAUGCGGACUUUCCGUUGCCAUUGGACAUGGUUUACUUCUGUCAGCCCGAGGGCUGCACCAGCGUGGGACCGCGACGCACUGGCUCCGCCAUACGCGACAUGACAUCGUUUGUGUUCGCGCUGACCGACAAGGAUUCGGGCAAGACACGCUAUGGCAUCUGUGUGAACUUCUAUCGGCCCAUUGAGCGACCCUGCUCGAGUGCAGCGGCUGCGGCGAAUGCAGCGGCGGCGGCAGCAGCAGCGGAGCGUGGUGGCAAUGGUGCGCCAGCUGGUCAUUUGGCUGGUGGUGGUGGAGCACGUGGUCGUCGCUCGUCUGCAUUUCGACGCGAGUCCUGGCGCAAGAGCAUGGAACGCAGCUCCGAUUCCGCUUUUAGCAGCGACUACAGAAGUAACGUAGCGCCCAGCGAUUCGGAUCGUGAACUCACCUCGCGUCGUGACUCCGAUCAGCAGCGUCUGCAUGCACAUCAAACAUCCCAAGCUCAACAGCAGCAGCAGCAGCAGCCCAAUGCUGUGCCCAAGCUGGGACUCAUGGCACCCUCGGCGGACUCCGAAUCCGGUGGCAGUCAUUCGCCAUCGCCACGCGCUUCACGCAAACGCACCAAGCUACGCAAUCAGUCGUUGACCUCGCUCUGCAUUAUCUCGCAUCAUCCGUUCUUCACCACGUUUCGCGAAUGUCUGUUCAUUCUGAAGAAACUGAUCGAUGCCUGCAAUGAGUCCUCAUCGCCGAAGCGUGUCGGCGCCUCCCAAAAGAUCAAUCGCGAUAAUGUCUGGACCGUGCUGACGGGACAUGUCAGCGAGGCGACACCCUCCAUUGUCUUGCACGAUGUGCGUGAGAUCGAGACUUGGAUUCUGCGCUUACUCUCCACGCCCGUGCCGGUGCCAGGCUCCACGCGAGUCGAGGUGGAGGUGUUGUCACCCACUGUGCAUGAGCCGUUGCUAUUUGCAUUGCCCGAUCAUACGCGUUUCUCAUUGGUGGACUUUCCGCUGCACUUGCCGCUGGAGCUGCUGGGCGUGGAAACCUGCCUAAAGGUAUGGACACUGAUAAUGCUGGAGAACAAGGUGCUCUUUCAAUCACGCGACUAUAAUGCCCUGUCCAUGUCGGUCAUGGCAUUUGUCACAAUGCUAUAUCCAUUGGAGUACAUGUUCCCCGUUAUACCGCUGCUGCCCACCUGUUUGAGUUGUGCGGAGCAGCUGCUGCUGGCUCCAACGCCAUUUGUUAUAGGUGUGCCUGCUUCGUUUUUGAUAUACAAAAAGAAUUUUAGGCUGCCGGAUGAUAUAUGGGUGGUGGAUUUGGAUUCGACAAAGCUGACACCACCGACUGGCGGCUAUGAUGAAAUACCACCGCUGCCCGAACCCGAGGGUACCAUAUUGAAAAACCAUCUAAAGCAGGCUAUGCAACUUAUGGAUGAAGCUGGACUUGGUGCGCUGACUUCCAUGUCAGCUAACAAUCAAGCUGUCUCCUCACAGCAACUGUUGCCAUCGGUACGGGAUAGUUUACAGGAACCACCGCUACUAGGUGUCUCCCAGGUGCGUUUGUCGUUGACUACUCCGCCGCAUUCGGCGCAGGCAAGUCAACGGAACUCCGUCUCAGCCCAAGGUGCUUUAAUGAUGAGUCGCCAGGCGAGUCCAAUGAAUUCACCGGCGCUGAAUCCAUUUGUUUAUGGCACCGAUGUCGAUUCGGUGGAUGUGGCCACGCGUGUCGCCAUGGUGCGCUUCUUCAAUGCCCAGAAUACCUUGGCGAAUUUUGCGGAGCAUACGCGAACGCUGCGCUUAUAUCCACGUCCGGUGGUCGCUUUUCAGAUAAACAGUUUUCUGCGCUCGCGUCCGCGUGCCUCGGUGUUCCUCAAUCAGUUUGCGCGCACGCAGGCGGUGGAGUUCCUGGCCGAAUGGUCCUUGACGCCCACGAAUGUGGCAUUCCUGCGCGUGCAGACGGGUGUCAUGGAUCCCAUGCAGGUGGGCGAUAAGCCCAAAUGGUUUGCACACUCCUUAACGCCCAUACGCUUCUCGGUAUGGGACGAUGGCAGCUCGCUAAACGGGGCGCUGCGCUCGCUGAAGCAGCUCGAGUGCCAGCCGACAGAUGAGAGCGGCUCGGACUCGGAGGGCGCCGACAGCAGCAGCUCAUCGUAUAGCUCGCUCAGUGAUUUCGUUUCGGAGAUGGCUUCCUCGGAUUUGUCGCCCAGCUUGCACGACGUUUUCGGCUCCUACAAUCGACCGCAUGUGGUGCCGCAGACUCUGUCUUCCAAUCUGGAUCCGGCUCUGGUUUAUCAUCCGCCCAGUAAGCUGCAGUAUCCCGAGGGCCAGGCAGGUCACCAGGCCACCAGCAAAGAGGACGAAGAGCGCGCCGAUUCGCCAGUCUCCUCCUCCUCCAGUCGCUCCGACCUGAGUUCGCCCAGCUUCAAUCGCGACUCCGAAUUCGACUUUCAAGCCAAGGCAACGGCCACCACAGGCUCGCAGCCAGCCUUUGAGUUGGCCACACCGCUGGCCAUGCGCCUAGAGGCGACGAUUAAAAUGGCCAGCCUCGAAGCCGAGUCGGAUGCGGCUUCCACAGCAACUGGCAAGACCGUGGCCAACAAUAAAUUGCAGAAAAACACAAGCGAACUGGAACGCACUGAAAAGAAAAUACCACCUCCUUUAACACCGCCUGUGAAACAACCGAGCGUGACAAAUAUUCUGGCACGUACCGGCAGCUCUGGCUCCAGCUCGAGCAGUCCAGGACGCCAGAGCUCGCAGAGUUCGCUCUUUGAGAAUUUCGCAUCGCAUGCCAAGGAGCUGGUGCGGGAGACAACACGGCAGAGCAGUCAGGAAGGCAUCCUGGCACAUGUGGACAAGCAUGCACUGGACGAAGAUCUCGAUGACAAAAUGCGUCAUACCUUUGAAAAGUUUACGCUAAGUGCAAAGAAAGCGGCAGGUGAAGCCUCCAAACAGGCGCUAGAAGUGUCCAAGCAGGCGGCAGGCGUAAGCAAAAAUACAUUUGAAGAUCUCACCUAUGUCGGCAAGUCCACAUUGGGUGAUUUGACCAAAACGGCCAAGGAGGCGGCCACCAAGAAGGGCAUCAUUAAGCUGGACGAGCAUGGCGCAGUUGUUACACAAAAUCAGGGUCCAGGACAGAAUGCAUCCAAUUCACAGCUUGCAACGCAGAAGCAAUGCAUAACGAAGCCCGUGUGGAAGGGUAUGCUGAAGUGCGUGCAGGCCAUAGCUGGUGGCUUGGAUGUGACCUUUGGGAAUUUCGGUCUGGGCGGCAUGGCCUCAGUGUUUCAGCUAAUGGAGGUGGCGCACACACAUUACUGGAGCAAGGAGAUAAACGAAGGCAGCGACAUGUCCUCCAGCCUGUUGUCCAGCCAUGCAGCCAGUCCGUUGGGCAGUCGUGAGAAUCUGCGCUCACCCAGCAGUCCAAAUGGCUCGCAUUCGGGACUGGGCAGUGAAUGGGCAUCGCCGCAAGAAUCACGCAAGAGCUCAACGCACACGGCAUUGCCCACAACAGCGGCUCAGCGUCGUCUGUCCUCGGCGGACAGUCAGGAUGGGCAGUCGACAACGGAGAUGUUUAAGGAUAUGUUGUCGCAGAAGCGAAGUGCCUUGAAGAAUAUGCUAACGUCAUUCGAUUCGGAUGCUGCUGGCUCCACGGGUGCGCUCUCUGUGGUCAGCGAUCUGCUACCAGCUGGCAGUCUGAGCGUACGCAUGCCCUCCAGCUGCCGUUCCACUGUCUCAGACACCGAAUAUGAAAAUACUACCACAUCGAAAGAUUCGAAGAAGAGCACUGGGAAUUUAUGGUCGGGCAAAUCGACGCUUAGCGCUGGUUUUCGUUAUACGGGCGGACAUUUGAUAAAUACCUCGUCUUCACCAUCGCCGGAUAGUCCGCGUGUUUAUCUAUUCGAGGGUUUGCUCGGCAAGGAUCGUCUCAAUUUGUGGAAUCAAAUGCAGUUCUGGGAGGAUGCUUUCUUGGAUGCGGUUAGUCAGGAGCGUGAUAUGAUUGGCAUGGAUCAGGGACCCAUUGAAAUGAUGGAACGUUACAAAUCUUUGAGUGAAUCGGAACGCAAGCGCUUGGAACACGACGAGGAUCGACUAUUGAGCACUAUGCUGUAUAAUUUAACAGCAAUAUUGGUUAUGUUGAAUGUCACCAAGGAUGAAAUUAGACGCAAAAUACGCCGUCUGCUUGGAAAGUCUCACAUUGGACUCGUUUAUUCGCAAGAGGUGCACAAUGUAGUCGAUCAAAUAAAUAAUUUGAAUGGCAACGAUAUCGAUCUGAAGCCGUUGGGCUCACGUCUCUUGCAUCGUCAAAGCUUCACUGUACAUCAGGGCAUCGAUGUGAAUGGUCCGUUGCGUUUUAUGGAGGUGCGAGACGAUGGCUUGGUGCUGCGCUCGGUGGACGGCACUAUCGUGGAGCGCUGGUGGUACGAGCGUCUGGUGAAUAUGACUUAUUCACCAAAGACCAAGCUGUUGUGUCUCUGGCGUCGCAAUGGCGGACAAACGCAGCUGCAUAAAUAUUAUACACGCAAGUGCAAGGAGCUGUAUAAUUGCAUUAAGGAGGCUAUGGAGCGCGGUGGCACGCCCACAAAUGUGCCCGAAUUGGGUGGUGAGUUUCCAGUGCAGGAUAUGAAUACAGGCGAGGGAGGAUUGCUGCAGGUCUGUCUUGAGGGUGUCGGUUUGUUAUUCUCCAAUAGCAAGGAUUUCGAGUUUUUUGUGCGUUUGGAUCACAUACGCAAGUGUUUUACACAAAAAGGCGGCAUAUUCGUACUGGAGGAGUAUAAUCCCAAAACUCGCAAUCUAAUACAGCGUAAAUAUCAAUCGAGCAUGUCGGAUCAAAUAUGCUACUCGGUGCUGUGCGUCUUCAGCUAUGUCGCCGCUGGACAGGAUCAGAAGAAAAAUCCGGUAGUAAUAACGCCACAAAUUCAAGAUAUACAUGCGCAGCAAAAACAAAAGCAAAAGCAACAAACGACAGCAGCAGCAACAACAACAAGCAGCGGCAGCAGCAGCAGACAGCAAAGUGGCAACAUAACUAUUAAACAUACUGUGCCAAUGCAGAAGCCAACCAUAACAAUGUCCACAGUGCAGCCGCUGGCAAAGCUGCCAGCAGCAGCAGCAGCAGCAGCAGCAGCAGCAACAACAGCAGCCGCAACAACAACAGCAACUGUUGUUAGCUCAGCGCAUGGACAGCUGCCGCAGCUGCCGCCACGCGUGCCCUCACAACCUUCAACUGAAAGCUUGGCCAGCAUUAGCUCGCCACCGCCCAAAGUACGCAGCGCAGCACCGCCUGGACCACCGCCAGCCAUACCGCCACGCACGGGCGCCAUUGCACGCAGUGGUUCAGUUCAGGUGCAGCCCACACGCAGCUUUGUGCGUCAAGCUUCGGCCAACUCAACGCCACCGCAGUAUACGCCACAGCCGCCGCCCAAGUUUGUUAUACCCAAGCGACUAGCACGCGCCUCCACAUUGACAGUAGCACAAAGCGUCCAGCAGCAGCAACCACAAGCAGCAGCAGCACAGCAAUCGCAAACCCAAACCCAACAACAAUUGUUUACACAGCAGCGCGCUAGCUACGGCAGCGUGUCCGCUGCGUUGCAAUCCUUGCCAGAGUCGGGCGGCGGCGCCAGUGCUAGUCUAGCAGCUGGCACUGGUGCUGGCACCUCGCCUCAGGCACAUCGCAAGCACUGACGAAGAAGUUCGUUCUUCAAAUUUAGUGGCGGCGGCGGCGACGACGAUGGCGGCGGCGGUCCCAAUGGCGAGGCGCCGCAUCCGGCAGCGCAAAGACGCGACGUCUGUCGCACCAUUUGCAUACCUUGGCUAUAAGCUUGUGUUAUCCUUAGUUAAGUUCCUUUUGCGGCAGCGCAGCUAUUUAUUGUUCCUACACUAUAUACCAUAGUUAGCUUGAAAUUGAUUCUAGCUUGUGUUAAUUGUUAACUUAGCUGCUUUUAAAUGUCCAAACAAUAAUUAAUUGUUAAAACUUAAAUAUGCGCUGCAAGCAUUGAAAUAUGUAACUAAAUAGUUUAUUGAUUCAACAAGCGCUGCGAAUUUCAAUUUCAAUUUCAAUUUCAAUAUUUUAUUUGCAGUAUUUGCAGCGCUUGUUUUGCUAUAAUUAAGCUAUCAUAUCAAUAUUAUAUAUAGCAAGCUAGCCACUGUAUAUAGUAGGCAAUGAAUGUAUAAAUAAAAACCUGGGCACAAAAUACAAAUUCACACACACACACAAACAAUUGA
Messenger RNA from Drosophila busckii, 6546 nucleotides. It is a transcript of the gene Rab3-GEF, whose product is annotated as MAP kinase-activating death domain protein. The record is from RefSeq and is a predicted model, not a curated record. Lineage: Eukaryota; Metazoa; Arthropoda; Insecta; Diptera; Drosophilidae. The coding region runs from base 199 to 6006 and encodes 1935 amino acids. Gene Ontology annotation, molecular function: guanyl-nucleotide exchange factor activity. The transcript is spliced from 21 exons. Gene Ontology annotation, cellular component: cytosol. Gene Ontology annotation, biological process: regulation of Rab protein signal transduction; regulation of apoptotic process.